CAUAAUGAUGUUACAGUGUCAAUAAAAGUACAAAAAUUCAGAUCUCGUCAUGCAAAGUAUGUACAUUAUAAUUGUACUCGUGUUUUGUGUGAAUGCCGGCAUGGCUAUAAACGUGACCGUGAACCAAGCAGAGUACCAAUGAAGAUGUUAAAACGUCCCUCUGAGAAAAGUAGAAAACUACAGAAUUAUGUACAGGGCUGUUUCAGUAAAAACGUACCAAAGUCAUCGGAAGUCCAUGAUCUUAUCAAAAAUAAUGCAACACGAAAGAAAAGUACACAAGAGUCAGGUUUGCACAAAAAAUGAGAAGGAAACCAAUUUUUAGAACAAGAAACGUUAACUCUUCAAUGAGAUAUGUCCACAAUUCAAGAAGAGAUAAACAUGGAAAGAAAUAUCUCAAAUACUUAAGGUUCUUUUCGUGGGAUUUCCCAGACAGUGAGUACAAGGGUGUAAUUCACAGAGGUAAUUUUACAAUGUAUGGAAAACUUGCGGGGUGUCACGCUUAACUGGGAAGUGUUGUAUUUACAACACAUUUUACGACUAGCUUAUGCUAUAUGCAACUUGUGUCUAUACUUUAUUUGCAACUGUAAAAUUACCAAUAAUGUUUUUGAAAGUUUUGUCCAAAUUUGCGUGGAAUCUGGGUUGGCGGAAUCAUCUAAAUACUCUGUGAGGGACCGUGAAACACACUUAAAUCAAAACAACAUUGCUUUAUUUAUUAUUCGGAAUCGAAAAGAUGCGAAACAACCUCGGUUAAUCUAACAAACACGAAAUGUGUUGUAGUGAUCACACGAAAUGUGAACACAGCAACCAGACUUGAGAAGAUGCAAACCGGCCACGCUAUCGUCGCGACAGCAUUGCAUUGUUGUUAGACUUGUAAUAAAUGUGUAAUAGUUUUAAUGAUACUUACCUCGUUUAGCUUUAUUUAUGAAAAUAAGACUGAAGAAUUUACGAAACCACGAUUUGAUCACACUUUUGAUUAUUUAAGACUUAAUAAGAGAAUGCGCUUCAGCUUCGAGAUCGAGUUUGAGAUAGUGGAAGAUUCCACAAAGCGGGGCCGAAAUAAGUUGGUGGACAGACGUGGUUACACUUACAACGUUAAAAGACGUCAAGGCAGAAACACUGAUUGGCAGUGCACCGUUAGACCGAAGGUACAUUUUUACAUUCAUUUCUUUUAGUUUUUCAAGCAGAAGAUCGUAGCGCUUGAUCUAAUGUAACUGAAAAUCUGUUGAUGUGAGGCAAUCGAAAAAUUGUUGAUGUAAUGCUAUUGAAUAUUUGUUGAUGUAAAGUAACUGAAAAAUUUUUAUCUAAAAAUUAGAUUAUGCGUCCUCUCGCUAUAGUUGGCCUCAUAAUCUGGUUGUUGUAUUUUAAGUUCUCCAUAGGGUAAUGUCUGUAGAGUUUCUGUAGUUGAGAGGGCGUCAGGCGAACUUGUCUUGGCUCCCACGCCGCACAAUCACCCGAGGCAGGUGGGCGCAGGCUCAGCAGCCCGGAUUACUAAAAGGACAGAAAAAGGAGGCUGUUGCGAAUUUGUUUAAGCCGCUAUCUGCAGUCGUUAACGAGGUGCUAAUGGAGGAGCAGACAGAUGAUCCCUGUCCCAGUAUGCCAAAGCCGGUAAACCUCGCCAAAGCAGCUAACCAUCUUCGGCAGCGAUUGAGACUAGCAGAUUCUGUAGGUUUCGAGUUUGAAUUCCAGCCCGAACACAUCCCUGAGAACUUUCUCCGUGGAGAUAUUAAAUAUGUGGCCGUCGUCACCUUAUCUUCGCCACCCAUGCAGCAACAGCUAGAGGUGUUAUGUAGCGCCAAGGCUUGGUAUAUCGACGGUACUUUCAAACUUUGCCGAAACCCCUUUAGCCAGCUACUAACCAUCAACGCGUUCGUGCGAAGUGAUUCCUGUGCGAAGCAGGUGCCGCUCCUGUUUGCGAUCAUGUCAUGGAGAAAGAAAAGCGACUACAAAGCCCUGAUGAAAGCUGUAUUCGAGUUGCUGCUAAGAACACCAUCCGUGAAGCGAACGACACUUCAUUACCGAAGAGCAGUUUAGAGUGUCCUUCGAAAACUCAUGCCGGCAGUGACGAUCCAGGGCUGUUGUUUUCAUAGGAAACAAGCCGGCCUAUGGAGAAAGGUUCAAGAACCUGGCCUACAAUCGUCAUACCAUCACGACCGAGGUACUUACCAAUUGCUUCGCAAAUUCAUGGCCCUACCAUUCCUUCCAGCCGGCGCCAUUCUAGAAGCGUUCUUCAAGCUGAAAAGAAAGGCCAACACAGACCAGCUGAAAGCCUCCGCCAACUACGUAGAACAGAACUGGAUCGUCAUCAACACCUGGCCGCUGUCCUAUUGGAGUGUUUACCUAAGAGCCAUCCGGACAAACAAGGACGUAGAAGGAUGGCACAACGGGCUCAACAGACGAGCGCAGGGAAAAAGUUAGCUUCCCUUGUACAUGCUGACCAGCUGCUUCACGAAGAGAGCCGCCUGACGACCCUCCAAAUCCGAAUGGUUUCGAAGCAUAAACUGUGCAGACUCCCGCGACGAACGUACCGGCAGCUGCAAGCAAAGAUGUUUAGCCUGUGGAUUCAGUACGAGAACGGUGACCGAACGGCGAAGCAGUUGCUGCGAACGGACCGCGAGAUAAUUAACAACCCAACUGUCGAACGAUCUUAUUAGUCUCUUUGAAGGGUUAAAGGUCAUAGUAACAUCAUAGAUACGGAUUGGAUCAAGGGAUCU
Pocillopora damicornis (cauliflower coral) is the source of this 2711-nucleotide messenger RNA. RefSeq lists its product as uncharacterized. NCBI's taxonomy places the organism in Eukaryota, Metazoa, Cnidaria, Anthozoa, Scleractinia, Pocilloporidae. The record is from RefSeq and is a predicted model, not a curated record.